UGAUUGUGUCAGCGGUGACGAUCGCCGAUACGGGAGACUACGAGUUAUGUUGGGGGAGGAGGGAGUAGACCGAUGGUGGUGGCGGAUGAGCAUGAUUCCGUUUGUCAUAGCCGGAGAUCUUUGUCUCAGAGGGGAAUGGCUGGAGAGGAGGAUGAGAAGGUCAUCGAGGAGUGCACUGUGAGAUCCACCGUCUCCACUAAGAGGAGCAGGGCAGCUGCCAUUCAUAACCAAUCUGAAAGGAAAAGAAGAGAUAGAAUAAACCAAAAAAUAAGGACUCUUCAGAAGCUGGUUCCCAACUCUAACAAGACAGACAAAGCUUCAAUGCUGGACGAGGUAAUUGAGUACUUGAAACAGCUACAAGCCCAGAUCAGCAUGAUGAGCAGGAUGAGCAGCAUGGCACCACCCAUGUUGAUGCCUAUGGGCAUGCAACAGUUCCAGAUGAGCAUGAUGGCCCAAAUGGCGCAGAUGGGGCUGGCAGGAAUGGGCAUGAUGGACAUGGGCUCGAUGGGCCGUGAUUGGAAAUGUUGGUGGUGGUGGUGUGAAUAUGGCUGAUCCUUUCUCAGCCUUCGUUCCCUGCCCGACACAGCAACCGAUGACAAUGGAUGCAUAUCAAAGAAUGGUGGCCUUGUAUCAGCAAACGUUUCAAGAAAAUCAACCAACAAACCCCAAGUAGCCUAGUUCUUAGUUAUGAUUUGUCUUUUUUCCUUUUCCCGUGAUCUUCAUGUCUUGAACUCUCUCUUCUUUUCUUCCCUUUUCAUUUUUCUUUAUAUUAGAGAGGACUUGUUAGAUCAGCUUGCUUGUGAUCAAGUAGAUGUAUAACAUCCACAAUUCAAUAUGUAGAUAUGGUAAAUUUCAUUUUGUAUUA
Asparagus officinalis (garden asparagus) is the source of this 865-nucleotide messenger RNA. Its product is annotated as transcription factor UNE10-like. Gene Ontology annotation, molecular function: protein dimerization activity. NCBI's taxonomy places the organism in Eukaryota, Viridiplantae, Streptophyta, Magnoliopsida, Asparagales, Asparagaceae. The record is from RefSeq and is a predicted model, not a curated record. Gene Ontology annotation, cellular component: nucleus. Bases 73 to 552 code for a protein of 159 amino acids. The transcript has 5 exons.